AUGAGAUUUUCGGAAACUCCCUAUGGAUACAGCAUUUCCUUCUCUCUCUCUCUCUCUCUCUCUCUCUCUCUCUCUCUCUCUCUCUCUCCUUUACAUAUUGCUCCUACAUUGACUCAUCUGCAAGGACGCCCCACCCCCGCUCGUUCCUUACUCUCACUCCAUCUAAUGUCCGAAUCGCUCCGCCCUUUUUUUUUUACCGUCUUCCCCUUCUUCAUUAUCUUUUAUCUCUUUCUCUCUUCCUACAAUAAAUUCUUUCUUCUUUUUCUUUCCCCCUUUAUACUCCUCUCAAAAUCUGUCUCUCUUUCUUUUUUUAAUCAUUUUCUACCAAAACUAUUUUCAUCGACUUUUUUCUUUUCAUAUAUAAUUGUCUUUUUCUUUUUUCUUCUUUUAAGUCUUCUUUUCUUUCUUUCUUUCUUUCUUUCUUCGAAUCCUUUUCUACCAGGUUUUUCUCUUUAUAUAAUUUUCAUUUUUCCUUCUUUCUUUCUUUCUUUCUUUCUUUCUUUCUUUCUUUCUUUCAAACAUUUUCCAGCAGGCUUUUUUCUUUAUAUAAUUUUAAUUUUUCUUUCUUUUUCUUUCUUUCUUUCUUUCUUUCUUUCUUUCUUUCUUUCUUUCUUUCUUUCUUCUGCUUCUUCCCCUUUCUUUCCUUGA
Molecule: messenger RNA, 648 nt
Organism: Acanthosepion pharaonis
Lineage: Eukaryota; Metazoa; Mollusca; Cephalopoda; Sepiida; Sepiidae
Source: the annotation of a GenBank genome assembly